Molecule: messenger RNA, 1899 nt
Organism: Chaetura pelagica (chimney swift)
Lineage: Eukaryota; Metazoa; Chordata; Aves; Apodiformes; Apodidae
Product: bifunctional protein NCOAT-like
Exons: 15
Coding region: 1-1899 (632 amino acids)
Biological process (GO): glycoprotein metabolic process
Molecular function (GO): beta-N-acetylglucosaminidase activity
Source: RefSeq, a predicted model, not a curated record
AUGAAGGAUUGCAAGAACAUGUUCAAAAAGAAAGGUGUUGGUUUCUAUGGGAGACCAUGGUCUAUGGAACAGAGGAAACUUCUCUUUCAAUGGCUGAAGCGCCGGGGGCUGAACUGCUACAUGUACGCGCCCAAGGAUGAGCUGAAGCACCGGCUGCUCUGGCGAGAGCCCUACACGGAACACGAGGCAGCCCGCAUGCAGUCUCUCAUAGAAGCUGCCCAAGAGCAGGGUGUGGAGUUCGUUUUCGCCGUUUCUGCUGGCCAGGACAUGGUGUUUUCAAGCGCUGGGGACCGGCUCCUGCUGCAGCAAAAACUCAGGCAGGUGGCUGCCCUGGGGUGCUGCUCCUUCGCGCUGCUCUUCGACGACAUCGACCCCUGCAUGUGCCAAGCCGACAGAGACAUCUUCCCCUCCCUGGCCAAGGCUCAGGCCUCUGUGGCCAACGAGGUGUACCGGGAGCUGGGCCAACCCUCCACCUUCCUCUUCUGCCCUACAGAAUACUGCAGCUCCCUCUGCUCCCCCAGUCCUGGCCAGUCCCAGUACCUGCUGACCCUGGGCCAGGAGCUGCUCCCUGGGAUCGGUGUGGUUUGGACAGGCCCAAAGGUGGUGUCCCAGGAGCUCUCAGCCACACUGCUGGAGGAGGUGGAGGGUGUCCUGCGGCGCCGCCCUGUCAUCUGGGACAACCUCUAUGCCAAUGACUAUGACUGCAGACGCGUCUUCCUGGGCCCCUACACGGGACGUGCCCCUGGCCUCAUGGCCAGGCUGGGUGGACUGCUCCUCAACCCCAACUGCGAGCUCCAGGCCAACUUCAUCCCCAUACACACGCUGGGCAGCUGGUUUCAGAGUGAGCUGCAGAUCUGUGCCCACCCUGAGCACACAGGGACAGAGACUGUGGCAGCCCUGGGGGAUAGGCAAGGCCCACCGGAGGGGAGCUACAGCCCUCAGGAAGCCUUGGAGCUGGCGCUGCUUGAUUGGGUGGUUGAGAUAAACCAACAGGCCUUGGAGACAGAGGAGGCUGGGUCCAGACCCAUGGCCCUGCUGACCCUGGAGGAGGCUGGGUCUGGCCCCACGGAACCACUGACUUCCAAGGAGGCCAGGUCCAGCCCCACAGCACCCAUGAUCCCAGAAGAGGCCAGGUCCACCCCCAUGACACCGGUGACCCUGGGGGAGGCCAAGUCCCCCCCUACAGCACCGGUGACCCUGGAGGAGGCCGGGUCCGCCCCUCCAGUGCUGCUGGCCCUGGCAGAGGACAGAUCCAGCCUCACAGCCCCGCUGACUCUGGAGGAGGUGCGGAUGCUGGUGGAGCUCUUCUACCUGCCCUACCACCACGGGCCGCAGGCGCAGCACCUCCUGGAGCAGUUCCACGGCCACCUGCUCUGCGACCCUGGCCCCAAGGGCACCUGGGGAAGCUGCUUCGGCUGGUGCCAGAGCAUCACUGCCCCAAUCCUGCUGGGGGGGGAUGCUGAGCCCUGGGCACGUCGUGGGGGCCUCUUUGGAGAGCUGCAGGCACUGCUGCCCGUGGGGAACAGCUGUGACCUCUUCUACCACCCACCUCCAUUCUUCCCGUCCAGCCAGGUGUACCUCCUGCGCCCACUGCUGCCCCUGGACAAGGGAGAGCUUUACCGAAUGUGCCGGGAGAGUUUGGACUGUGACCCCAAAGUCGCAGAGAUCCUUGCAGCACAUCCCGAUCUCCUCGGUGACAGGCUGCUGGGCAGCUUCCUGAGCCUCAGCCCCGAGUACACCUUUGUGCUGGAGGAUGAGGACGGCUCACGGGGAGUAUUUUGCCAGGUCAGCGGCUCUGACCGGCAGCAGCUGAACUUCUACAGCAAGCUGGGCUUCGUUGCUUUGCCGGUGGCCUGGGGCAACUCCCCUGGUACUCUGCUCCUGGGAAGGCUCCUCUGA